AUGGAGCCAGCUCCCAGCACGGCCGACCUCAUCCGCGCCUCCACCGAGGCCCGUGUGAGGUGUUUCAGCUGGCCACCCCAUGAGCAGGUGGCCCUGUUCCUGCAGGCCACCCCGCAGCGUGACAUCAGCCGCCGCAUCGCUGCCUUUCGCUAUGAGCUGCGGGGGGAUUGGCUCGCCCGGCCCGCGCUGCCUGCCGAAGGGGUGUGCCGGCCGUGCAAUGACACCGAGCUCCUGAUGGCCAUUUGCACUAGUGACUUUGUGGUCCGCGGUACCAUCCACAGCGUCUCCAACGACGCAGAGCUGCAGGAAUCCGUCAUCGGGGUGAGCGCCGUCCGCAUCCACCGCCAGAAGUUCCCCCUCUUCCAAACAGGGGGGCGGCCGGGGCGGGCGGCAGGCAGCAUCCGCACCCCUCUGCGCUGCGGUGUGCGGCCGGGCCCCGGCACCUUCCUUUUCACGGGGUGGCUGCACUUUGGUGAGGCAUGGCUCAGCUGCGCUCCCCGCUACAAGGACUUCCAGCGCAUCUACGAGGGCGCCCGGCGCAGGAGGCAAAACCCCUGCGAGUUCCCUGUGGACUGAGCAGCUUGGGGUGGGCAGCCCCCAACUUGGGAGCUGGGAGCAUCCCUGCUCGAGAGACACUGGAAAAUGUGUUUAUCUCAGCCACUUCCCGCUGCCCUGGGAUGCUGGGGGCAUCGCCACGCGGAAGGGGCUGCAUGCUGUCUGCAGGGACAGGCACGUAGGGACGUGGGAGCACGGUGGGUGGGGACAGCCCUGUGAAAAUCCUGCAGGAUAGGAUGGGAUUUUCCCAGUGUGUGACCCUGGGGGGCUGCAGAAGUGGGCUCCGGGCUGGGGGUCCUGGGGGCUGAGGGGUCAUUGCAGGUGUGGGGACAAUGCAGGGCAUGAGGAGAGCGGUGGCACAGCGCAGUGGUGACAGCAGGGAGAGGAGGUGGAUCGGCAGUGUUGAGGGUGGAAGGGGGACUGCAGAGAUGGAGAGCCGUGCCCUGGUCCUAAGGGUGACAGGGGACACGGGUGGAGGUGGGAGCAGGAGGAGCGAGGCUGAAGGAGCGAGGCUGAGGAGGGAGCAGAGGUGGCACGGAGGGUCCCCAAAAGAACCAAAGUGCUGAGUGCAGAAGGGGGACAGGAGCAGGGAGAGGUGGGGCUGUGCCACCGCCCACAUGGGGACACCACGGGGCCGUGGCUUCACAGUGGCUUCCCGGUGCCACCACACCAGGGCAGGGGGGGAUUUUGAACCGUUGAGGGUGGGGGGGGCAUCGUAUGUGCACUAAAGUUAUAACGAUACCAAAUUCGUGAUUUUUU
Meleagris gallopavo (turkey) is the source of this 1314-nucleotide messenger RNA. The record is from RefSeq and is a predicted model, not a curated record. Lineage: Eukaryota; Metazoa; Chordata; Aves; Galliformes; Phasianidae.